This is a messenger RNA of Malaclemys terrapin pileata, 2726 nucleotides long. RefSeq names its product melanoregulin-like. Gene Ontology annotation, biological process: melanosome transport. Bases 988 to 1695 code for a protein of 235 amino acids. Gene Ontology annotation, cellular component: melanosome. The transcript has 5 exons. The record is from RefSeq and is a predicted model, not a curated record. Lineage: Eukaryota; Metazoa; Chordata; Testudines; Emydidae.
GCCUGCCUGGCCCUGGCUUACCAAAGGGCCUUCAAAGCAGGGGUGACAACCGCUUGCAAGUCCCACCUACUGCAGAUGGGGCCCCACCCUUCCCCCCCGUCGACCGAGGGGUAACUCUGGGGCCAGGGAAAGAUGACUGCGCCCGAGGCCAGUGCAUCCUGCAGUUCUCUGUCCCCUGGGGCUCCUGCUGGACGGCGGAGUAAACGGCACAUGCCUCCAGCAGGAUUCUGAUCACCUGGCCCAGGCCCUCUCCAGUUGGGAGCGGGGCCCAGGUGCAUCGAGGCAGAGGAAAGUUGCCCUGUGCUUUGCUUGGGUGGGUAGAGAGGGGUGCGAGGGAUUCUUCCAGACCCCGGCAGGCACCUAGCUUCCACGGGACGCAGCCCCGGUAUUUGUCUCCAGCAGGGUCACCACCUUUUCGGGGUGGAGGGGAUGAAGGCUGCCACCCCGCACAGGGGAGGGGCAUUUCUCCAGGAGUAGGUCAGUUUCCAUGCCCCAGUUAGUUCUUGCUCGGCCGGUAAGCACUGAAUGGCCUGUCUGCUAAAGCAACCCCUUUCCCACGGGAUCUGAGCAGCUCCCCCCAAGAGGUACUGGGAGAGGCGACAUCCCUGACUUGCACCCUAAUCCCCCAGCCUUCCCGGACACGAUCGUCGUUCCUGGGUCGGGCCUGGAGUGUAUUUACAGCCAUUACGGACCACGGGUUUGCUUUCUGCGAGGAAGGAAACAAACCUGCUUUCAUUGCCCAGUAACCCCAAGCGAUGCAGAGAAGAGCCUCCUUCUUAGCAAGGCUGUGUCCCCCCUGGCUUAAGGCGGUGAGCCCUGGUGAAGGGGGGAUCUCACAUGAUCAGGGCUUAUGACUUGCAUUUUUCUUAAAUUUAGAACCCGCUGAACUUCCCACUCCCUCUUCUUCAGAGCCGUGUCUUUGCAGGAGAAGAGAGUCCGCUGCCCCUUGAUGAGACUUGUGCUGCUGUCCCUCUGGGGUGAAUUAAUAUGGAUGUUUGGCACCAACUCUGCUGCUGCUCCUGUGAACAAGAAGAGCCAGAGAACAAUCCGCUCCUCAGUGAGAUGCUCCGGUACUUCGAUCAGCUGGGGAAGCGCAAACGGGCCCAGGCCACCAACCUGUGGAACGAGCCCGCGGACGACACCCACAUGGAGCGGGACGACGACCGCGAGCUCUACAAUCUGCUGCAGAAACGGGCCAGGCUACGUCGGGGCUCAGAGGGCUACCGACGCCUGAGCUUCGACAUCAGCGCCCACCGCCAAAUCCGCCGCGAGGUGAAGGACCGAUGGAGGCAGAUCCUAGAGGUCCUGGGGUUCAGCGCCGAGGCAGACGGCUUGCUCGACAUCACCUCCACGGCCUCCUACAGCUCCCUGCGCCAGCCCCUGCAGGCCCGCCAGCUCCUCACCACCCUGGCAGAGCAGACCAGCCUCUUCGACCGCCACUGCAGCCUCCCCGAGCGAUACCUCUUUGUCCUGGACCGGCUGCUCAUCCUGGAUGCCGGGGAUGACUUCCUCUCCUCCGCCCGGUGCUACUACCCCCUGGAGGCCGAGGAGGGGCCCCCCAGCGAGGAGGAGCCCCCCAGCCAGGAGGCCGUGCUGGUGACGCUGAGCCCGGCACCCCAAGGUGGGGAAGAGGAGGAGGAGGAGGAGGCCGCAAUGAUGGAUGAAGAGUCCCUGUUGGUCAAGCUGAUAGAGUGAGGCCUGCCCUCCGGGGCAGCCAGGUUAGGCUGAGAGCUGCUGCUGCUGGUGGGGGGGCACAGUGCUGAGCAGGGGGUCACGGCCCCCCUCACGGCACCGUGGCCUGUUGGCAGCCCAAAUCUGCUGUGUGCCCCCCUCUGCUGCCCUCUUACCCGCCUGCAGAACCCCCUCCCCGCCCGCUGCCUGGCCUCCCCAGUCCCUACCCUUCUCCAGCUGGGCUUGGGGCCACCGGGCCCUUCCCAUAUUGCUAAGUGGGGGGGGGGAGCUGCCGUAUGGAACAGGGUGGGAUGUGCCCGCUCAGCCAGCUCUAGGCACAGGGGUCGCGCCAACCUGCUCUCCCCACUCCCAUGCAGCCACCUCUGGGGUGGAACACAGCAGCUGCUUACUAGCAAUGCUACUCAACUGGUUAGCGGGGAGCCCUAGACCACUUCCAUCACCUGCAAACCAUUCGGCUUUUCUACGGGCGUUGGCCCUGGGCUGCAGUGAUUCAUACUGGGCUAACUGGGAGCUGGGCUGGAGACUUCCAGCGGGACGGGUCCCUGCAGGUUGGGCUGUUGCUGUUCACCCUUUCCUGGACGGGCUAGUGCUGUGUGACUGUUCCCUGCCAAAGCCAGGUGGUGGGUGUGGGCAGGGAAGUCACUCCCCCGGUGACAAUGGAACGAACGGGGGAGGGGGCAGCGCUGUCAUUUGAGCGUAAUGAACGUCAACGAGGCAGGGUUUGCAGGGGCCCCCCAAAUCUUUUAUCAUCCACUUCCCUGCAGCAGGUUUCUGCCUCAAUUUCUCAGCAUGGUUCAGAGAAAUCAGGUGGCUUUUCUGACACCAAACCAAUCCCCCACUCCUGCCACAACCCGUCUUCCUCCCCUCCCUCCCCCCGCCAACCCCCUGCCCCCAGCCCUGGACUCCAGCCUCCCACCCUGCUAUUGCAGUCCUGAGCCGUGCAGCAUUGCAACACACCCUGCAACCCUGAGCUGCAGUCGUCCACCUCUUUGUUUAUUUCAGCCACCUGGUGUGUGUUUGUGUGUGUACGCACA